This is a messenger RNA of Suillus bovinus, 1509 nucleotides long. RefSeq names its product interferon-inducible GTPase-domain-containing protein. Gene Ontology annotation, molecular function: GTP binding. The transcript has a single exon. NCBI's taxonomy places the organism in Eukaryota, Fungi, Basidiomycota, Agaricomycetes, Boletales, Suillaceae. Bases 1 to 1509 code for a protein of 502 amino acids. Gene Ontology annotation, cellular component: membrane. The record is from RefSeq and is a predicted model, not a curated record.
AUGGGAGUCUGGUUCAGUCAAAUUUGGCCAGAGAAGCCUAAUCCAUCACUUGUCGAAAUAGAAGCGCGCCAGCGUGCAGAAGCGGAGGCUAAGCAGGCUCGCAUCGACGUUGAAAUUGCUCACAAGAAGGUCACGGCGAUGGUUCGGGCUGAACGCGUUGCCAACGAAGAUCGCUUGAAGGCGGCAACUGCUGCCCAUGCCGCUAAUAAAGAGGCGAAGCAGAGAGCCGCAGAAGUAGAGAAGGGGAAGAAACAAGCUGCCGCUCUGCAAGAACAAAUAAAACAAGAUGCUCAGGCCGCUCGGGAACGUACCAAACAACUCGAGGAGGCUGUCAAAGAGGAGAAGAGGAAAGCAGAUGCUGCCAAGGAGGCAUCCAGCGCGCAGGCGCAGGCUCACAAAGAUAUGAUGGUUGUUAUCCAGGCUGAACGUGCUGCCAAUGAAGCCCGCCUGAAGGCAGAGGCCGCUGCCCAUGCCGCUGACGAAGAAGCGAAGCAGAGAGCUACAGAAGUAGAGGAGGAGCGAAGGAAAGCCGCUGCCAUUCAAAAACAAAUCAAACAAGAAGUUCAGGCUGCUCAGGAGCAUACCAAAAAACUUGAGGAGGCUGUCAAAAAGGAGAAGAGGAAAGCAGAUGCCGUCGAGGAGGCGGCCAUUGAGUCGAAGAAAGCGGCAGAAGAGAAAUUCAGGAGGGCAGAUGUUGCUAGGCAGGAAGCUGAAAGCAAGCUGUCCAAAGGAAUUCAACCUUUGGUGACUCCUACACCUGAUGAAGUUCGAGACAACAAGCUCCUAGCUCAAUAUUGCGAGGACCGUUUCCAUGUUGCAGUAGCCGGAAUGGCAGGAGGAGGCAAAUCCUCGCUCAUUAAUGCCUUCCGUGGCUUGCGCAAUAUCGAUAUUGGAGCUGCUGCCACUGGUACCAAUGAGACAACGACAGACAUAACCCGAUGCCCUGAUCCCAACGCGGAGUAUCCGUAUGUCUGGUACGAUGUUCCGGGCGCAGGCACGCUCGAAAUCCCACACUGGCAGUACUUUAAUGUCCAAGGGCUUUACAUUUAUGAUUGUAUCAUCGUCUUAUUCAACGAUCGCUUCACCGAGAUCGAUAUCGCCAUUCUUAACAACUGCAGGCAUUUCGAGAUCCCCGCGUAUAUCGUGCGCUCCAAGGCGGAUCAGCAUAUCCGUAACAUCAUCAAGGAUAUGGGGUACGAUAGCGACGACAAUGAAAGCGAGGACCAGGAGAAGCUUUAUCAGGCUGCACGGCAGCAAUUCAUUCAGCAGACACGCCAGAGCGUGGAAAACAACCUGGAGAAGGCAAAAAUACCGAACAAAAGGGUUUACAUUGUUUCAAAUAAAACGAUGUUUGGUGUCGUGACGGGAAGGCGGCCGAAGGCGGUCAUCGACGAGAUUGAGCUGUUGAACGACUUGAUCUGGACAACUCAGACCAGGCGCCAAGGGCGCAGUGAAGCUCGUGUGGCGACUGUUGUGAAGAAUGUGAUGCAGUCUCUAACGGGCAGUUGA